This is a messenger RNA of Microtus ochrogaster (prairie vole), 2883 nucleotides long. RefSeq lists its product as uncharacterized. Gene Ontology annotation, biological process: regulation of transcription by RNA polymerase II. Gene Ontology annotation, cellular component: nucleus. Lineage: Eukaryota; Metazoa; Chordata; Mammalia; Rodentia; Cricetidae. The record is from RefSeq and is a predicted model, not a curated record. Gene Ontology annotation, molecular function: DNA-binding transcription factor activity, RNA polymerase II-specific.
GGUAAGGACCGGGAAGUGGACUGCUGAGGGAAAGUCAGCGGCGCAGAGGACCCAUUCGCUGUCGUUCCUCAACCGUGGAGAGUCGCGUGUGCAGACCUGGGUGUCGCGGGGACGCGAAAACUCCCCGGAGCCGCAGUCGCCGCGGGGCGGCCUGGGAAAGUCAGCAGCGCAGUGGCGGGAACCGCAGCCCGGCGGCCCUGGAAUCUCCCAGGACAUGCUGAUCACCCAGACCUGCUCACCUCUGCAGCAGAACAAGGAGACCUGGAAGGAGACAGGAGACCGUAGCUAAGGAUCCAGGGCAGUACGCCAUCUAUUCAUUGUUCCUGAAAGAGAAACUCAAAGAAGAGAAACAGAAAGGAAUGGCCGAUUCUCCAAUAAAUGUGCCCCAGGGUCUGUUUAUAUUCCGGGGUGUGAAUGUGAACAUCUCCCAGGAGCAAAAGGAAUGCACGGACUCUUCUCAGAAUUUGUACAUUGAUGUGAUGUUGGAGAAUUACAACAACCUCGUCUCUGUGGAGAACUAUGGCAUGUGUAACACUGUCCCCCAGCAUAUGAAGACUGAUAAGGAGUCUCAUCAAUGUAAUGAGCUUGACAAAAUGCUUCGUGACCCCUCCUCAUGUGCACUUUAUAGAACAAGUGAAACUACAGAAAACUCUAAUAACUACAGGUGCAGUAAUCACGGGGAUGCCUCUAUUGACUCGUCAAACCCAGGUAGACAUGACAGCAUGCACACUGGAGAAGAACCUUGCAAAUCUAGAGACUGUGAGAAAUCUUUAAAUUUGUGUUCCAACAUUACUCAAAAUCAGAGAGUUUACACUGCAAAGAAUGAGCACAGGCAGGGAGAAUAUGAUGACUGUUUCAGCUCUGCAUACAGUCCUAUGCAGCAAACAAUCUAUAUCAGAGAGAAACCAUUCCUGUGUGAGGAAUGUGGGAAAUGCUUCAUUACUGCCUCAAACCUCAGUGUACAUCGGAGAAUCCAUACUGGAAAGAAGCCCUAUAAGUGUGAUGUUUGUGAAAAAUCCUUUUCCCAACGCUCACACUUUAAAAUUCAUCAAAGACUUCAUACUGGGGAGAAACCCUACAAAUGCAGAGAAUGUGGAAAGUCAUUUCGUCAGUCCACAGGACUUAAUAACCAUCAGAAAUUGCAUACUGGGGAGAAACCUUACAAAUGCAGAGAAUAUGGGAAGUCAAGACUUAAAGGGUAUUACAGAAUCCACACUGGAGAGAAUCCUUAUAAGUGUGAGGUUUCACUGAUCACGCAGACCUGGUCACCUAUGGAGCAGAGCAAAAAACCCUGGAAAAUGGAGAGGGAGGAGACAGUGUCUAAGGAUCCUGGGCAGCAAGCCAUCUCUUCAGCAAGCCAUCCGUUGUUCCUGAAAGAGAAACUCAAAGAGGAGAAACAAGAAAUGGCUGAUUCUCCAGGACAUGUGUUCCAGGUCAUUGGUCAUGGUCUGUUGACAUUCUGCGAUGUAGCUGUAAACUUCUCCCAGGAGGAGUGGGAAUGUCUAGACUCUGCUCAGAGGGCUUUGUAUGUUGAUGUGAUGUUGGAGAAUUAUAACAACCUGAUCUCUGUGGAGAACUAUUGGAUAUGUGAUCCUGUCUAUCAACAUGUGAAGAAUGAAAAGGAUUCUUGCCAGUGUUGUAAUGACCUUGUCAAAAUGCUUCAUGACCACUCCAAAUAUGCACUUUAUAAAACAAGAGAAGCUACAGAAAACUCUAAUAUCUACAGGUGCAGCAAUCACGUUGAUGCCUCUAUGAACUCAGCAAACCUAGAUAGACAUGAAAGCAUGCACAGAGAAGAAGAACCUUAUAAAUCUAAAGACUGUGAGGAGUCUUUAAAUUUAUGUUCCAACAUUUCUCAAGAUGAGAGCCUGUACACUGCAAAGAGAGAAAACAGACAGGGAGAAUAUGGUGACAAUUUCAACUCCGCAUAUAAUCUUUUGCCCCAAACAAUCUACAUAGGGAAAAAACUACAUCAGUGUGGGCAAUGUGGUAAAUUCUUCAGUUCCCCUGCAAACCUUGUUAUACAUGAGAGAAUUCAUACUGGAGAGAAACCUUACAAGUGCGAUGUUUGUGGCAAAUCCUUUACCAAUUGCUCAAGUCUUGAAAGACAUCAGAGAGUUCAUACUGGAGAAAAGCCUUACAAAUGUGAGGUAUGUGACAAAUCCUUUAAUGUGAUCUCAAAUCUUAGGAUACAUCAGAAAACUCAUACUGGGGAGAAACCAUACAAAUGUAGAGAAUGUGACAAAUCUUUUACCCAGUGUUCACAUCUUAAAAGACAUCAGAGAGUUCAUACCGGAGAGAAACCUUACAGAUGCAAGGAAUGUGACAAAUCUUUUUCUAAGAGCUCAACUCUUCAAGCACAUCAGAAAAUUCAUACUAGAGAGAAAACUUACAGAUGCAAAACCUGUAACAUAUCCUUUACCCGGUGUUCAAAUCUGAAAAUACAUCAAAGAAUUCAUCCUAAAGAGAGAACUUACCUUUGUAAGGAAUGUGGAAAAUAUUUCACUAGCAACUCAUAUCUUAAAGUCCAUCAGAAAAUUCACACUGGAGAGAAAUCUUACAAAUGCAAAUACUGUGACAAGUCCUUCACCCAAAGUUCAAAUCUUAGAACACAUUACAGAAUUCAUACUCAGGAAAGAAAGCAUGUGCAAGGAAUGUGAGGUUUGUUUUACUGAUUGUUCAACUCUUAGAGCACAUCAGUAGAUUCAUACUGAAGAGAAAAAUACUGUUGUAAAUAAGAUGACAUAGCAUUUAUAUGGCAUUACAAAUCACAACAGUGUACAUGAUAAAUAAAGAUAAGAAAGUUGUAAAAGCCUUGAAAGACUCUUAAAUUCUUAGGAAAAUAUUAAAGAGUUUAUAUUAAGUUAUAAUCCCACAAUUCUA